AUGUUUGAUUAUAAAUAUUUGAAGAACGACCAACUAAAAGGAUUAAAAAAAUAUAAGUACAGCGCUAUAGACACAAGUCCAAUAGGAAAGUAUCUGAUGCACCCAACAUGGAACACAAUAGUCAAAAUCACACCAAAAUCAAUAGCACCAAACGUGAUCACGUUCGCUGGUUUCAUUUUGAUGUUAAUAGCAGUCCUAUUGCUUACUGUGUACGAUCCAGAAUUCUAUGCAGCAGGGGGGAGAUUUGGCUCUAAGAGUUAUCCGAAUGAAAUACCCAACUGGGUUUUUAUUACUUGUGGCGUUUUUAUAUUUUUGGCGUAUGGCCUAGAUGGGAUCGAUGGAAAACAAGCCCGACGGCUCGGUGUAUCUGGACCUUUAGGGGAACUGUUUGACCACGGAUUAGAUUCGUACAUCGUGUUUUUAAUACCAUACGCUUUGAUAUCAGUUUUUGGAAGAGAUCCGGAGUAUUCUUUAAAUUGCUUUAGAGGCUUCCUAAUAGUAGUUAGUGUGGCAUUCAACUUUUAUAUAUGUCAUUGGGAUAAAUACAACACACUAACAUUGUACAUACCCUGGGGAUACGACGUGAGUAUGUGGUUCUCCUCGGCACUGUUCAUAAUAGAAGGAGUAUACGGCCCAGGGUACUACAAAGCGUACGUGUUCGGUGACUACACCGUAGUGAGUAUUCUAGAGAUUGUUCUCCAUCUCGUGGGCCCGUUGACGACCUUGCCUGGCUGCGUUUAUAAUGUCUAUUUAUCCUAUAAGAACCGUACCGGCAACAUGUAUCCGUUCCUUGAAAUGCUACGACCUCUGUGGUCGCUUUUCGCGGUGACAGCUGCAGUAGCCUACUGGGGCCUGUACUCGAAGAAUGACAUCAGUGAACAGUAUCCAAGAGCCUACAUCUUCCUUUACGGGACCCUUUUUAGUAAUAUUGCUAGUCGUCUAAUAAUAGCGGAGAUGUGCCACAACCGGUGCGACCUAGUCACCUGGAUGUUUUGGCCUCUGCUUGCUGCUAUCACAACCUCACUCAACAUCCCACACUUGGAGUACUUCAUGCUACACCUGAUGUUAAUCCUUGCUGUAUUUGGCCAUAUACAUUAUGGUGUUUGUAUGGUCCGCCAAAUCUGCAGCCAUCUCAACAUCAAAUGCUUCACGGUACCAAAAGAAAAAAGAAAAUAA
This is a messenger RNA of Arctia plantaginis, 1176 nucleotides long. The record is from the annotation of a GenBank genome assembly. Lineage: Eukaryota; Metazoa; Arthropoda; Insecta; Lepidoptera; Erebidae.